Molecule: messenger RNA, 2583 nt
Organism: Danaus chrysippus (African queen)
Lineage: Eukaryota; Metazoa; Arthropoda; Insecta; Lepidoptera; Nymphalidae
Source: the annotation of a GenBank genome assembly
AUGGUGAAAGUCGAAAAAGGUCCUGGCUUUGGUGGUCCGAAAGGCGUUCCAGCUCUUGUUCCGUCAAGAAGUGGUUCGACACAGAAUAUGGCAGCAAAUAUACGAGUGGUCGUCAGGGUGCGGCCCUUGAACGAUAAAGAAAAGGAACAAAACAAUCGUAUUGUGGUAGAUGUUGUGGAUGAUAAAAUGUUGGUAUUUGACCCCAAGGAACAAAUGCGACCUUUCUUCUAUCAAGGAGUCCAACAACCUAAUAAAAACUUUUUAAAACGUGCGAAUAAAGAGCUGAAAUUUGUUUUCGAUAACGUGUGUGGCCAAAAUUCGACUAAUCGUGACGUAUUCGAAAUAGCCACUAAAGACAUGUUAAAUUCCUUGAUGGAGGGCUAUAACUGUUCUGUGUUUGUGUACGGGGCCACCGGCGCGGGAAAGACUUUUACUAUGAUUGGUAAUAAAGAGAACCCUGGCAUAACUUAUUUGACUAUGGAACAUCUUUUCUAUACUAUCAAUUCGUUUGAAAAAGAUAGAGAGUUUGAUAUCGGCGUCUCUUAUAUAGAAGUUUAUAACGAGAAUGUAUAUGACUUGCUGAAGCCAUCAAGUACUCCGCUGCAAUUGAGGGAAGAUUCAAAGUAUGGAGUGAUGGUCGCUGGGCUUACACUGAACAACAUUAAGACAGCUAGAGAGUUAUUGAAUAUGCUUGAGAAUGGAAAUAAAAAAAGAACGCAACAUCCUACCGAUGCAAAUGCUGAAAGCUCUAGAAGCCAUGCAGUCUUUCAGGUGUAUGUGACUAUGAGAUAUAAAACCAGCAGUCAACUGAGACUCGUCAAGCUUUCAAUGAUUGAUUUAGCUGGUAGUGAACGUGCUUCGGCCACAGGCUGCGUCGGAGAGAGAUUCAAAGAAGGGGCAAACAUCAACAAGAGUUUACUAUCGCUCGGGAACUGUAUCAAUAAGCUAGCAGACGGCAGUAGCUAUAUACCCUACAGGGACUCCAAACUAACGCGUCUCCUUAAGGACAGUCUCGGUGGAAAUUGUAAGACUGUUAUGAUAGCAAAUGUAUCGCCAUCCAGUACAAGCUAUGAAGAUACGUACAAUACAUUGAAAUAUGCGGCUCGGGCUAAUAAAAUACAGUUAAGCAUCAAGAAGAAUAUAGUCGAUGGUCAGAUGAGGUUGUCACAAUAUGUUAAGAUUGUUGAGGAGUUGAAAAAGAAGGUCAAGGAAUUGGAAGCGAAACUGACCUUAACCAGUGUUAAGAACGUAAAGGUCGAGCCAGGAGUAGAUAAAUCCAAAGUCCAGGAAUGUCGUUCUCGCCUCAGCUCCGCCGUGAGUGCACACUCGUCUCUCCAGUCACACUUAUUGUCCCUCAUGUCCCAGGCUCGAGUCCUGGCUCUCCGGAGAAGGAUGCAGUCAAGAGCCGCGCGACGUGUGGAAGGAUUCGCGCAUCGCUCCUCCAACGACACUAUGCAUCAGAUAUGCACAGAAGAUAUACCGAGAGAAGAGCGAGCCGCUGAGAAUUUUGUGAAACAAUCUGUCUCUUUGGAUACCAAAAUACAGAACGCCUGGACGAAGUGGAACGAGAGCCAGAACAAAAUAAACGCUAUGUUCGAAGACGCCGUCACCAACUACCCGGAGUUGAGUGACUUUGUGAAGUAUCUACAGACUGAGAUCAAACUACAGCACUCCAACAUAAAGAGCGACCUGAGAUACAAACUACUGGCCAUCGAGGCUAAGGAGAAUAACUUUAACACGAAAUAUAUGAGCAACAUGCCGCAUAUGAUCAAGAAGUUGUAUCUCACGCUGAAGGGAUACGACAAAGCGCCGCCCGCGCUCACCGCUGAGUACUUGGACAUCAUGAAGAAAGCUAAAUCCGCCAAAGGAAUCUCUUGGUCGGGUGAUGAAAAUACCGAUCCGCACUUCAGAUUCGUAUCCAAUCUAGAUUUAGACAAACCUACGACUAUAUUGGACUAUAUGGAGGACAAAGACGACCUUAACUCAAGUGUCGACGCAACUGACUGUGAAGAUAGCACGGAUGUUGAAAACGUUGAGCCGAAACGUAAAGGAACGCCCAUAAAACUGGUCAACAACGAAACUAUACUCAUCAAUGACUCGUUCGACAGCUUGGACGUCACUAAGAACUUGAAUUCAGCGAAGAAAAUCAAGCGGGAGGUCAAUCCGGUUAUAGAUUUGGAGAACUAUGCUCCACUAGACGCCAACGAUUUGAAUUCUACGUUCGUUUUGGCUGGCAAACAAGAAGCGUGGCAGACUACGGCUGGCAAAAGUGAAAAGGAGGAGCCGCCCGCGAAGAAGGGACUGUUCGAUAGAACUAACACUAUACAGAGAUCUAUCGUGUUUAAUGAUAAUAGAGCCAAAACAGCAAAGCCGGUAGUUGGUAAAGCUCUUCGUGUCGUCAGAACGGGUUUUGGUUCGAGCGUGGCGAGAGAUGGCAGACCUCUGGAACGACAGAUAAAUAUACAAGAUGCAUCAAAAAGGGGCGUUGUAAAAGAAAGAUCAGUUGGUUUUAAAGCUGUUCGAGCAAGAGACAGAGUCAACUCGCAUCCCUACACCAGACCAAACAACAAUGGAAGGAAGUAA